AAAGUUAGAAAACAGAGAGUAAACAAGCACAACACAACUCAACAACAAUGGCAGAUUCAUUAACACUCUCACUACUAUCAAAUGUUCCAGUUCCAAAUCCAGUACUUUCAACAAAAUCUCAACUCAAAUGUAGUGUUCUUUUUCGACAAAAUCCAUGUUCUAUUUCGUCGAAAAUUGGUAUGAAAUGUGUUGGAUAUAGAUCAUCAACAAGAUUGUAUGCAGGGUUAACGGAUAUAGAACCAGAUAUUAAUGAAGAUCCUGUUGAUCGAUGGAGAACUAAUGGCAUUGACAUUGAAGAUUUUGUGUUUGGAAAGUACGAUGAUCAUCAUACCUAUUUUGAGAGCGAAGAUAAAUCAACAUUUUGGGAAUCUAUAGCUGAAGAUUAUGCAGCUGUUGCACCCCCAAACGGAUUUCAAGGUAUUAUUUCAUGGCUAUUUCUUCCAGCAAUUGCUGCUGGAAUGUACUUCAAUGUUCCAGGGGAGUAUUUGUACAUUGGAGCAGCUGUGUUUACUGUUGUGUUUUGCAUUAUUGAGAUGGACAAACCAAGUGAAGCCCACAAUUUUGAGCCUCAAAUAUACAAUAUGGAGAGAGGCGCUCGAGACAAGUUAAUAUCGGAUUAUAACACCAUGGACAUUUGGGAAUUCAAUGAGAAAUAUGGCGAUUUAUGGGAUUUCACUGUUAAGAAGGACGAUAUUAUGAAAAGAUAGAGGAAAAAUGAAGUGAAUUGUGUUCUGAAUCAUCGACAUCCUAGUUGUAUAACUAAAGGUAUAUAUUCCCUUUUUCGUAUUUUGUUAUGCUGGAAUUGGAACUAUUGCAAAGAUAGGAUUGGAUAAGGAUGUUUUUAGUGUCAUCGAUUACUCGGAGAUGCAAAUGUGCUAGUGUUUGCUUGGCUUGUACAGUUCAAGAAUUGGAAGUGCAGGGUGUUUGGCAUAGCUUAUUAAGGAACUGGGAAGUUUCUAAUGUGUAUGAUUCAAAUGCAAUAAUAAUGCCAACUUUCUAAUUGGAUUUCCAAAUGUUCAAGGACAAGGUAUAAGUACUAGGAAAGUAGCUAGAUUCAUGUAUAACAGAAAUGGUGGCUGUAAACAAGGCUUAUGAAAAAUGUCUACUAUAAUUUCCAAGCA
This is a messenger RNA of Capsicum annuum, 1121 nucleotides long. RefSeq names its product photosynthetic NDH subunit of subcomplex B 5, chloroplastic. The record is from RefSeq and is a predicted model, not a curated record. Bases 48 to 707 code for a protein of 219 amino acids. Gene Ontology annotation, cellular component: chloroplast. Gene Ontology annotation, biological process: response to oxidative stress. The transcript has 5 exons. NCBI's taxonomy places the organism in Eukaryota, Viridiplantae, Streptophyta, Magnoliopsida, Solanales, Solanaceae.